Nerophis ophidion (straightnose pipefish) is the source of this 3416-nucleotide messenger RNA. It is a transcript of the gene rbm15b, whose product is annotated as RNA binding motif protein 15B. Gene Ontology annotation, molecular function: mRNA binding. The transcript has a single exon. NCBI's taxonomy places the organism in Eukaryota, Metazoa, Chordata, Actinopteri, Syngnathiformes, Syngnathidae. Gene Ontology annotation, biological process: regulation of alternative mRNA splicing, via spliceosome. Bases 280 to 2613 code for a protein of 777 amino acids. Gene Ontology annotation, cellular component: nucleus. The record is from RefSeq and is a predicted model, not a curated record.
UGACUCCGCCUCCAAGGAGAAAUCGCACAUUCCUAUUGUCCAAGAUGGCGUCCUCAGUGGAGCUCCUCCGACGCUGACAUGAUUUUGAGCUGCUUUCGGCUCUUUUUUCCAUGUUUGAACAAGCGUCGGCGCUUCGGGCCGGACGUGUCGCUUUAGUGAACCCGUUUCUCGUAACCUGGUUCGGGCUUACAUUGCCGAACGUCGCUGCCAAGCGAGGAUUCUUGCUGCUGCUGCCGCCCUCCCCCCCCGCCGAAGUCGGAGCCCCAUCCCCGCGCCGACAUGAAGCGGCAGGCCGCCAGGGAGAGUCCGUCGAGGGCCGCUGCUAAGCGUCUGCGGGAGAGGGGCCGGGAGAGCAGCCGCCGAGAGGAGCUUCCCCCACCGCCUCCGCUUGCUCUGCUGCUGGCCGACAGCCGCGGACAUCGACGGCGCAGCCGGAGCCGGGAGCGCGACAAGACGCUUCAUCCGCGACACGACGUCAGCCUGCUGGGCCGAACGCCGCCGGCGCGGGACUACAAGACGCUGCUAAUCAGCAACCUGGGCCAGCAGGUCCCGGAUGAGGACGUCGAGGACGCGCUCUUUCACGAGUUUAAAAAGUUUGGUGACGUCAGCGUCAAACUGUCGCACACACCCGAACUGGGCCGCAUUGCUUAUGUCAACUUCCGUCACCCCGAGGAUGCCAAGGAGGCCCGGCACGCCAAGUCGUCCAGAUUGGUGCUGGCCGAGAGGCAGCUCAAAAUCGAACCCGUCUACGUCAGGAGGCGGAGCGUGACACCCCCUGACGUCACUUACUUGGCUUACCGGCAGAGGUCGGUAUCCCCGCCUGGACCAAUGCUCACCCUCCGAGAGCUCCGAGCCCGCCACUUAGCCCUGGAGAGUCUUAGCCGUGAAAGGCUCCUGGACUACUAUGGCAUGCUGGACGAGAGGGGACGGCCUUAUGGUUUUCCGCCAGCUCCGCUGCUAGAAGACUUGAAGCCGGAGGAUGACCAGAGGGCCACCAGCAACCUCUUCAUCGGGAACCUGGAUGGCGGCGUAACUGAGGUCGAACUAAGGCGAGGCUUUGACAAGUAUGGCGUCAUUGAGGACGUAGUUAUCAAGCGCCCCGCACGUGGCCAGGGCGGAGCCUACGCCUUCGUCAAGUUCCAGAAUUUGGAUAUGGCCCACAGGGCCAAAGUGGCCAUGCAGGGCCGGCUGAUUGGGGGCAAUCCCAUCAAGAUAGGUUACGGCAAGGCCAACCCCACCACGCGCCUUUGGGUGGGCGGCCUUGGCCCUGCUAACCCGCUGGCCGCCCUAGCGCGAGAAUUUGACCGCUUUGGGAGCAUCAGGAACAUAGACUACGUGAAGGGGGACAGUUUUGCAUACAUACAGUACGAAAGCUUGGAUGCGGCCCAGGCGGCUUGCACACAGAUGAGGGGCUUUCCUCUUGGUGGACCAGAGCGCCGCUUGCGGGUAGACUUCGCCAAAGUGGAGGAAAGCCCCGCCCGCCCGUUCACUCCCGGCUACCAACAACCCGUCCAGCUCCUGCCUCCCUAUGACCUCCUCGGGGAGGCGUAUGCUCGCCAUCGCAGUUUGGAACGUGAGCUGAGAGGCGGAGCCAGACUGUCCCCGCCCUCCCACACCCUUCCCUCGCAGAGGGAGCGAGAACGCACACUGCUGGAGAGAGACUUUGUCGCCAGCCCCCCACGCAGCCUCGACAGAAGAGUGGCCGCAGUCGAGGCUUUGGGGAGGAGCACCAGAGGGGGAGGGCGGAGCCGCAGCCGAAGCCGAGAACGCUGGCUGAAGGAACGUGAGGAGAGGAGAGGCCGGAGGCGGAGCCGCAGUCUAUCAACUGAGCGCGAGAAGGGGAGGGGAAGACUUCGCUUGUCGCCUGAUGCUAGCCCUGACCGAGCACGGGUUCGAGCCCCCGACUCCACCACAGAACCUCGAGACCACUCGCCUGAGGGUGGCGUGGGUGCAAGUCGCACUGUCCUCAAAGAAACAGAGUCCCCGCCCACUCGCCACCACAACAAACGAUCUUCAGGCGAGCAGCUGGACAACCAUCGCACCCCCAACGCCUCAUCUCCGCCCCUCCCUGCCAACACACCCUCAUCAUGUCCCGGCUCGCUGUCUGAGUUUUCCCGGGCGACGUUGUCCAAGUUGUGGCGCGGCUUCUUCGCUCUGAAGAACAGCAGCUUCCCCACCGAGCUCUUCCUGCUGGAGGGCGGAGCAUCCUUCUUCUCCGGUGUCAUGCGGCACAACCGAGACCAGCUGAAGAUCGCCCAGCGCCUCCGUAUGGACCAGAGCCGCCUGGACGAAGUGUCACGCCGCGUCAAACUGGGCCGGCCCGACGGGUACGCCGUCCUGCUUGCUCUCCAAGGACCUGUGGACCGCCAAGCCUCCGUACCCGAGACGGGACUGCAGGUGCGCCUCCUGCGCCAUUUGGUGGCCUACCUGCGCAACAAGGAGGCAGCUGGCGUGGUCAGCCUGCCUCCCGCCAAGGAGGGAGGCCCGGGCGCCAUGCUAUACGCCUUCCCACCAGGAGACUUCUCUGUGCAAUUCCUGCAGGCGGCCAAGAGGGCGGCGACACGUCUGGACGAAGAACACAUGGUGGUGGUCAUCGUUAACGACACUAAUUGACCCAGUUGGAAACAUUCGGGUGUUCCUAAUGAAGUGACUUGUGUUCCUCCACCAGUGUGACACGCUACAUGGCCAUGUCACAGCUGGCGUACUAAUGAACAAUAAGUACAUUUGUGACUUGUUCGAUGUCAUUUUUUUUAACACUAAAACAUUUUAUUCCCCAACAGGAUGUAGAAAAGUCAUGUCACAUCUGAGAUGAAACUAUUGUGCUGUCUCCAUGGUUCCCUUUUUAAUUGGCUGAAUUGUGUUUUGAUGUGUUUGUUUUUAACAGUUGUCCUGUAAAAGAACUGUUUACUCUUACCCUGCCAUCAGUGGUUUCACUUUUUACUGCAGGUGGCGCUAUUGCACCGCACAUUAUAGCAUUAGCCGUGCUAGUCCAUAUGCUGAAGAUAAAUAUAGCACAUAUAGCAUUAAACAUUAUGUUUUGGUCCUCUAGAACAUAGUUUUUUUUUAACAUCGUGAUAUCAUCUACAUCAUAGGUUCCCAAACCAUGGACCCCUUUCAGGAAUGAACAUUUUAAAAAGAAAAUUUUACUUUCAUUUUUAAACUGGCAGAGUACUGUAACAGGACUGGAAUCGUUCAAAUAGAACAACUUUUGUUUUAAAGUGGAUCUAAUUGGGUCAACUUAACCAUAACGAGUAUAUUAUAACUCACUGCCUUUUAUUGAAUUUACUGUCAUAAAAGAAAAUAUUGUGAGUGUUAAUUCGGCCUUGGCUUCAUGGAUUUGAAUUGCAAGCAGGUGAAGAAGACAAACACGCAUUAGUCUUCAUUCAUUGUUUUCAAUAAAACCAAACUCCGUAUAA